GUCAGUUACUGGUCAGUUACGCACGCACGUCACGUCAACUCAAGCCAUCAUCAUUCUUCAUUAUUUAAGUUUUCAUACUUUCUCUAAGUAAUCAGGUACAAAAUUCGUCAGAUACAAAGUAGAAUUCAGUUUGCUAUUUAUUUAAAAAUACUUAAGUCAAAAUAAUAAGUCCACCAGUGCUUCAAUUCUUCGUCAAUAGUGAGUGAAUAGCGUUUGCCGUGACUGUGAACUUCCGCGAUCAGUCAUUAGAUAAAAACCCAAACUGAGUCAGAACAGAGUCGUGUGUGUUGCUCAAUAAUUUAGUCAGUGCUUUCAUUACUAUCAAAAGAAAACUAAGUGCUCGCAGUUGUACCGUGAAAACCGACCGAGUCGUCUCAAAUAUGAAUCCGUACCAGCAAGGCCAAUCGGGUUAUCCACAACAGCAGUAUCUUCACAAUAUUGGAUUCGGAAACGCUGCACCACAGUCCUUUGGUAACCCAAUGCCUAUGCCAGGACUCCCUACUAUGGGCUAUCCCCAGCCACAACCCGGCUACCCUGGUUAUCCACAAGCAAAUUCUGGCUAUCCAUCUCAACCUUCUUCAGGUUAUCCUAAUCAAAAUUACCCCACAAGUCAGGGUUAUCCAACCACAGCUCAAAGUUAUCCGUCUCAAAACUACCCAGCUGCUCAAGCAGGUUCUGGAUACCCUCAAUCUACACAAGGCUACGCUCAGCCUAGUCAAAACUACCCUCAACCUGUACAAGGUUAUCCUCAUUCAGUGCAAAGCAACCAGCAACAGAACCAUUACCAAGGGUAUCCACCUAGCCAGUCUCAGGCUCAAACUCAGGCAUACAGUGUAUCAAGUGGUCCAGUACCCACCAUGUCUAAGUCCAAGCCCACAGUAGUGCCCGCCAAUCCCUUCGACCCUCGGGAUGAUGCCGCCGUUCUCCGGAAGGCUAUGAAGGGCUUCGGCACCGAUGAGAAGUCUAUCAUCAAGGUGCUCACCAGGCGCAGCAACGAGCAGAGGCUUAGAAUCGCAUUCGAAUUCAAGACUCUGUAUGGAAAGGACCUUGUGUCGGAUUUGAAGAGUGAAACCAGCGGCAGAUUCGAGGACCUCCUCGUCGCCUUGAUGACUCCCCUUCCCCAAUUCUAUGCGAAGGAGCUACAUGACGCCACUGCUGGCAUUGGUACCGAUGAAGACGUGCUCAUCGAGGUCAUGUGUACCAUGUCCAACCACGAGAUCCAAGUCAUCAAGCAGGCGUACACUGCCAUGUACGGCACCUUUUUGGAAGAUGACCUCCGUGGCGACACGUCAGGGAAUUUCAAGCGGCUCAUGACCUCACUCUGCGUGGGUAACCGAUCUGAAGAUUUCCACGUGGAUCAAGAGAGGGCGAGAGAAGAUGCCAGGAGCUUACUCCAAGCUGGUGAGCUACGCCUCGGAACUGACGAAUCAAUCUUCAACGCGGUCUUGUGUUCGCGUUCAUUCCAACAACUCGCGGCCGUGUUCCAGGAGUACCAUUACCUAACCGGCCACGAUAUCGACGACGCCAUCAAGUCUGAGUUCUCAGGCGAUAUCGAGAAGGCAAUGCGAGCUAUCGUGAAAGUGGUUCGCAACAAGCCGCUGUUCUUUGCCGAACGCCUACACAAGUCGAUGAAGGGUCUCGGCACCAAUGACCGGCAGCUGAUCCGCAUCAUGGUGACACGUUGCGAAGUAGACCUUGGAGACAUCGCAGAUAUGUUCCAGAACAAGUACGGGGAGACGCUGCAGAGCUGGAUAGAGGGUGAUUGCUCCGGACACUACAAGAAAUGUUUGCUGAGCCUCUUAGGCGUAGCGUAUGCGUAAGGAAGCUUCUAUUCGCUGAUUAUACACAUCCAUUGAUUUUAAUUAUAAAUAUAUUGUGGUACUUUUACGCCGCGUCAUAAUUAUAACUCAGAAAAUACCACCACACAAUUAUUAUAAGCUAUUUACUAGGUUAAGCAGUGAAAUUGCUAACUUUUUUUUCACAUUAACGUAUAAUUUAUGGGAAAUGCUGCGAGCU
Molecule: messenger RNA, 2016 nt
Organism: Chilo suppressalis (striped riceborer)
Lineage: Eukaryota; Metazoa; Arthropoda; Insecta; Lepidoptera; Crambidae
Source: the annotation of a GenBank genome assembly